UUUUUAUCUAUCAGCUAUGAUUAAAUCUAACAAAUCUAAAUGGUUUAAAAUAUACUUAACAUCUGUCAUGUGACACUAAAUCAAUUGGCUUGCAGUAGUUAUAUCUCUUUUAUUAAAAAAAAAAAAGUAAUAAAAUGAAGCACCCCUUAUGCAUAAUUUUUUCAGUUUCAUUAGCCACUUAUUAAUUUUAAUAUUUUUCCAAUUUAAAUUAUGAGUAAACAAAUUUUUAGUAAUUCAUUCUGCUAGCCAUUAUAAAUCCAAAUCCACAAAUAUACAAAUUGUUUGAGUUCAUAUUAAGCCUUUUUUUUUAAUAAGAAAAAGGAAAAAAUCUUUUACACCUCUAUUUACACUCCCACAAAAUUGGACCACCUUAAAUAUGUAUCUAGUUUAUCUACUAGACUUGAAAUUCACGCAUGCUAGUCAUGCAAAACUACGCUAAUAAGGUUAAGGUAAGUUGGUGCAAAAUCCUACAGCAACCAGGAAAUCAAAUCCAACCAGUAAUUAGUUUCCUAUUCCAAUAUAGAAUUUGUUUCUGCUCUUUCUAUAUAUAACGGUGUCGCAUUCUUUACUAAGUGGGUAGUUCUUUGAGUCGCUUUGCUCAGUAUUCACAUAAUUCUUUUCUCCAAGACUCUGCUGUCUUUCUUCUCCUCCACUUCUGUUGUCAAUUUAUUAAUAAUGCACAGGGAUAGGCAUCAUCAUCUCACGGUCGCCCCUAUGACGCCGCAGGACAUGGAGAAACAUAUUCACUCUGCAGGCCUGAACGCAUCAUCCUUGCAAGUCUACUUCAACUUAUCUUACCAAGUCGAGCACCAAUCUGUUCUUGUUCAUGCCGAUGGUAGACAAGCCUUUCUUGGUUCCACCGCUAAUCAAUUUGCUGUCGUAGAUUCCUUCUUUUUUGAUUUUGGGUUGCUUAGUAGCUAUCAGGCGUCGUUCAAACAUCUUUCACCUAUUUUUGCUCGUUUACUGAUAGAUUCAAGUUUCCAUGAGAUAUUGGUUUUUCAGAUAAUACAGGAAGUUGCUCAGCUAAUUACAACAGGUGAUGCAUCAAAGACUAGCAAUUUCAUGCCCUUCAAUAUCAAUGUACUGAAGCACUGCAUCCAUAUAUAUCAGGAAGAAGAGCUGAUUGAUCAUGUUAUAAGUCAGUCGAGGGAAGAAUAUGAAAUCAGAAAUUUCGGUAUGGUGCCGACUGCUCCAAAGUCUAGGAAAUUGAAGUGUGUGAAAAUGAGUGAGACUGAGACUACUGCUUACGAAGGUUCGAAGGAGGGUAAAAGCCAAAUUUGUACGGUAUGCUUGGAGGAGCUCGAGGAUUUUGCUGCUGCGAUGCCCUGUGGUCAUCUGUUCCAUGGCGCUUGUAUCCACAAAUGGUUGGAGAAUAGCCAUUAUUGUCCUCUCUGCCGCUAUGAAAUGCCUACUAAGACGUGAUUUAUUAUUUACUGUUCUUGGGAUGUUAGGUUUCUCUGAGUUU
Ricinus communis (castor bean) is the source of this 1465-nucleotide messenger RNA. RefSeq names its product E3 ubiquitin-protein ligase MBR2-like. NCBI's taxonomy places the organism in Eukaryota, Viridiplantae, Streptophyta, Magnoliopsida, Malpighiales, Euphorbiaceae. Bases 676 to 1422 code for a protein of 248 amino acids. The record is from RefSeq and is a predicted model, not a curated record. The transcript has a single exon.